This is a messenger RNA of Linum tenue, 497 nucleotides long. NCBI's taxonomy places the organism in Eukaryota, Viridiplantae, Streptophyta, Magnoliopsida, Malpighiales, Linaceae. The record is from the annotation of a GenBank genome assembly.
ACGGGAUCGUGGUUGCGUAUUCUCCAACAAGCGCGGCGCGGAAUGGGCGUGAAUCCAGUUGAUCACAACCUGUUCGAUGAAUUUCCCGAAUCAAACUCUCAUAGCCGCGCCGCAGCCCUCUUUAGCGGACCCGAUUUCCCCACCUCUUACUUGGACGCCGCGAGCGUUGGUUCCGCCGUUGAAUUCCGAUUCUUGGGUUUUUAACUGCUCUAUUGGUGGGGGUUUUGCUGUCGCUGUUGCUUUCUUACUGUGCGGACGACCGGUGAUCACGCCUCUGCUCACUACGUUUUUUGAGACCUAGAACAUCCAUGGGAAGCUUGAAUUCGAAAAAUGUAGACUACUGGUGUGUGGAGUAGUUACCAGUCUGAGGUUCUGAGCCAUUGCUGGUGCAGUUGCUUUUCUCGAGCAUGAUUUAAAGAUCAGGAUUCAGAGAACAUCACUGCUGAAACAGCUGCCUGGAUCUAUACCCUUUCCGUUUGGCGACCGCAAUGGCAGAG